This is a messenger RNA of Phalacrocorax carbo (great cormorant), 3534 nucleotides long. NCBI's taxonomy places the organism in Eukaryota, Metazoa, Chordata, Aves, Suliformes, Phalacrocoracidae. The record is from RefSeq and is a predicted model, not a curated record.
ACUGGGAUUUAUUUGCUUCUAAAUGAAAUGUAUUCAGGAGGUGUGGAAGCAUGGCAAAAUCAGGAGGGACCAGAUCAGAAGCUGUGUGUAAAUUGUGUGCUUCUGGAUUUUAACCUGGGGGUUCAUUCUGUGAGUGCUGCACAGAGCUGUCUGUAGAGUCACGCACCAUCCAACAUAAUUUUUUUGCAACACUACAAAACUUGUUCUUCGUGCAAUUGCACAAUUCAAAAGACACCUUAUUUAGAGGAUUUGGAGCAGAAUUUGCUUGCCAUCAGCCUGAGUAAAGUUUUGAACUGUCCCUUAGGUGGGAGAUUGCUGGUUGUUGAUUCCAAUAAUGCACUGCACCCUCUUGUUUUCUGAGUGUAGCAUCAGAAACAGACCUGUUGAAGCUCUCUUGAGUGGAUUUCAGGCUCUACAUGCAGAGGGUAGAGAGACAUCUGUCUGAAGUCAUGUGUCAAGAGCAUAAACCCUGGAGAGGGUCAUGUUUCCAGCAUUUCCUGCUAAGUUAAUAGGUUUCUCAAUCUUCAUUGCAAGAUACAUGGCUGUCCUUUUCUGCACCGCAGACUUCUGGGUUAUAUUUGGGAGUCAAGCACCUGAAAAUAAGAAUUUGAAAAUGGUAGCUGAAUUUUAAAUGCGUAUAUGCUUUUCUGCUGAAUUCAUUCCUAAACAUGACUCUUCAUAGCACCAUUUGUGACAGCAGUUUUGCAAAAGCUCUUCCAGAAAUGCAGGAGGGAACCUCCAGGAGACAGAAAGGUGUUCUUGGUCCAGAUAGCACUAUUUGCUUGCUGAACCCUGAGAAAUGGGACUGAGUCUUGCUGGGACGGACCCUUUGGGAUAAGGGGCACUAGUUCAAGGUCACUAUGCAAGUCUCUCCACUUAACAGCUUGGUCUAAGCACUUUGGAAAAAUUCACUGUGUGGAAUCAGUGAGCUGUUGCUUGUACUAUGACUGAAUUUAUUUUGUGCAUUGAGAUUGAGGAUCACUGAAUAUGUGACAGCUGUCCGGGUUUGAAUGGGGCCUCAUUUCUUCCUCCCAUCUCUUAUUAAAGCAUAAAGUUAAAUAUACACUAAAUACUGCAAGAAAUCUGGAAUUUCACAUUAAACUUGUGCUGAUGAAGGAUGUGGCUUUGGGGAAAUUGGUGGGUUUUCCCAGGAAGUCUCAGGCUUUCCUAUGUUUUUGAUUUGUAGAAGUGAAAAGUAUCGUAAUGGGUUGAACGUUCUUCUACAACUUCUUGAUAUUUAAUCAGUGCUUAGGAAGGAUUUGCUUGUUUCUCCUCUUUCCUCCUUGUAGUCCAGGCUCUUUGCCUGGCUAACAGCUCCCCUGAUUUGCUGUGGUCUUACCUGGCUAAGGUAGAUGCCAAUUAAAUCUGCCUUUUUUUUUUUUUUUUAUACAGCUCUCCUGCUAUUGCUGUUCUGAAAGCAACAGGAAAGACUGAAGAGCAAAGAAGGAGAGUAGAAAACAUAUUCUAUUUUUAGGACAAGAUUGACUUAUCUUGUGUUUAUCCUAGCUAGGGGGAUAGUGUUUCCAGAGACCUCAUUAGUAAAGGCUGCACAAGGGCUGAGUUAAUUUUAACUGCCUGGCAGUCAGCAAGCAUGGAGCCUGCACAAGAACCAGAGGAGCUGGGACCUCACACAGAAAUGGUUGCAGACACAGUUCUUGAGGUUGGAGAGAGACUCUUUCAGGUCAGCCGUAGGGUACUUUCAGUACACAGUCGUUAUUUUGAAGCCAUGUUUUUUGGGGGGGCAAGAGAGAGCUCUGAACACCACAUAGUGAUCAGAGGGAUUGAUGCAGCACCUUUUCAGGCGCUACUUGAGUUCACUCGCACAGCCCAGGUGCUUAUAGGUCAAGAAAAUGUGACCAGCUUGCUGGAAACAGCUGACUUUUUUCAGUUUGAUAGGGUGAAACUGUUGUGUGAGAAAUUUCUGGAGAGAGAGCUGCAUGUUUCCAACUGCCUGGGCCUGAUGACCUACUCGCAGCAGUUUGCCUUUAUAGAGCUGUAUGUGUCUGCUAUGAAUGUGGCUCUCACUCACUGGGGGGAUGUGAUGUGCCAGGAAGAAUUUAAGGCACUACCCAAAGAAGUGCUGAUGCAACUCCUAAAAAGCGAUGACCUCUUCGUUUUGCGAGAAGAUGUGGUUUUUGACAGUAUUAUGAGGUGGAUAAUGGAGGACCCAGCAACGAGGGAAGACGACUUCCUGGAUUUGGUGGGCGAAGUCAGGGUCACGUUUCUGAGUUUGUCCUUCCUUGAUAUCUUGGUGAAACGCAGCAAGCGCCCUGGAGAGACAGAUACUUUUUCCAGAUUAAUAAAGAAGUUAGACAGCUGUCCUCCACCCAGCUGGCAAAAUACAGAACUGUGUCCUUGCACAGGUCGGAGCUAUGACACCCUGUAUGUCCUGGGAGGAAAGCACGACAAAGAACAGCAAGAAUUAUUUCUCUUUCAACCUAAAACAGGGACCUGGCAGGCUUGUUCUCCACUGCAGCGCAGGAACCUCACCCAAUACGCAGUGGCAGCAGUAGGGAGCUUCCUUUUUGUGACGGGAGGAUAUUUCCGGGAUGAGUUUGUGUGGUAUAGUGUGGAUUGGGUGCUUAUCUACAAUUGCUUGGACAAUAGCUGGCUGGAAGGGCCUGCCAUGAAGAAGUCCCGCAACAGCCAUUGUGCAGUAGGAGCAGGGCUCUACCUGUACGUACUUGGAGGGAGCACAGAUGAGGGGAUAAUCCCAGCAGUGGAGCGCAUGGCUUUGAUGGAGUCAGAGUGGGAAAGCAUGAGUCCUAUGGCUCAACCUGUGGAGAGAGGAGAUGCAGUCAGUGUGGGAACUAGGAUCUAUGUGGUCUGUGGCCUGGAUGAAAAUGGACAUGUAUAUGAUGGAGUGCAAAGGCUGAACACGGAGACAGACAGCUGGGAUGUCAUCUCAUUCUCCCCGCUUCCAAGGUAUGACCUCUGCAUCACAUCACUGAAUGGUGCUCUGUACACCAUAGGAGGGGGAGCUUUUCGAUUUGAUGUGGAGACAGAUGAAUGGACCCAGGUGGAUGAGGAAUGCUUGACCCAGAAGUUCUUCAUGGGAUGCAGCACUGUGAAUGGACGAAUUUAUCUCCUUGGACAGAGGAAGGGGAACAGUGCCCUUCCUGUUGUAGUUCUCUUUGAUCCCUACAUUGAUAUGUGCCAGGUCAUAGAUAACAAACUCCCUUGCCCCCUUCCUAUUCAUGGCUGUGUCUCUGUGCGAAGAUUUGAUACAUGGGCGUAAGCAAUGCUAGAUCCAGUAUAACCAAAAAGAAAAAGUCAUGCACUUUACAGCUAAUGGGAGUUAGAUUGCAUCAAUUUUGGUCUGUGAAAUUUUUUAAUUUUGAAAAUAGAUCUGUUCCUUGGUAACUUCUGGUUUGUUUUGGUUUUUUUUUUCUACCUGGCAAAUGAACUAGAAGCAAAAGCCAGUGAAACUUCUGUGUCUAUGCAAAGGUUGCAGGUCAUUAUUGGAAACAGCGUUGUGAUGGUACAUAAACUCCUCAGGGUUGAUGCUGAAUAAAGGGAUGCUCUGAUCUUUAA